Neoarthrinium moseri is the source of this 909-nucleotide messenger RNA. RefSeq lists its product as uncharacterized. The coding region runs from base 1 to 909 and encodes 302 amino acids. Gene Ontology annotation, biological process: small GTPase-mediated signal transduction. The transcript is spliced from 3 exons. Lineage: Eukaryota; Fungi; Ascomycota; Sordariomycetes; Amphisphaeriales; Apiosporaceae. Gene Ontology annotation, molecular function: GTP binding; GTPase activity. The record is from RefSeq and is a predicted model, not a curated record.
AUGGCGCACUACCAGAAUCGCAACUCCUACUACGGCCACGGCAGCCAGCCGUCGGUCGACAGCAACAACUACCACAGCAACAGCUAUGACGCCGGCCUCCAGCGCAGGCCGACGACGGGCGCCGACCGCUCCAGAUCAGAACGCAACACGCGCUCCAGCGACGGCACCGUCAGCACCGUCAUGAGCAACUCGACCGGUAGGGAGUCGUCGGGCACCCAUGUCACCGAGGCCCCCGCCUACUCCAAGAAGAUUGUCGUCGUCGGCGACGGCGGCUGCGGCAAGACGUGUCUACUGAUCAGCUACAGCCAAGGCUACUUCCCAGAGAAAUACGUCCCCACCGUCUUCGAGAACUACAUCACCUACCCGACACAUCCGCCCACCGGUAAGACCGUCGAGCUCGCACUAUGGGACACAGCCGGCCAGGAGGAGUAUGACCGGCUGCGCCCGCUCUCGUAUCCCGAGACGGACCUGAUCUUUGUGUGCUUCGCCAUCGACUGCCCGAAUUCGCUCGAGAACGUCAUGGACAAGUGGUACCCCGAGGUCUUGCACUUCUGCCCCUACACGCCUCUCAUUCUCGUCGGCCUCAAGUCAGACCUGCGGCACAAGAAGACGUGCAUCGAGAUGCUCAAGACCCAGGGCCUCACCCCCGUGACGGCCGAGCAGGGCAUGGCCGUGGCCCGCAAGAUGGGCGCCCAGUACAUGGAGUGCAGCAGCAAGGAGAUGACGGGCGUCGACGAGAUCUUCGACCAGGCCCUCCUCACCGUCGUGGGUAACGACCGCCGCAACCUCGAGGCCGCCAUGGCCGCCGCGCCCAGCUCGUCGAUGCCGGGUGCUUCCAAAGAAAAGGGAGGUGGCAUGCCCGGCCUCCGUACCUUUAAGAAGAAGAAGAGGAACUGCAUCCACCUCUAA